AAGGAUCUUCAGCAACGCGCAAAAAUGGAAGAUAAUGAAGCUCAACUAGCGGAACAACUUCUGAAGUCCGGCUGGAAUAGUGAGGCUAUUGUUUCCACUUACGUUGACGGGGUAGAAUCAAUGUCAAAGGUUCGCAAGACUAUUCUUAAUGACAUCGACGCUACAACUUCAACAUCAGCAACUGCUCCUAAACGAUCUUUGCAAAAUGACCUUAAGGCGCUCCCACAACGUACCAAAAUUGAUUAUUGCACCCUGGUCACUUCUCCACAACGUGAACAGGCCCAACCACCAUGUACUCCCCCACAUCAAAUAUAUUCGUCAGAUGUUUCAAGUGAUUUCGUGUCAGAGAAUGAUAGCGAAGAGCAUGUUCAAGAAUCCUUAGGUUCGGAAAAUAAUCACAUAUCGGAAUCUUCAGAUGAAUUGUUGGAGGUAUUAUAG
Funneliformis geosporum is the source of this 438-nucleotide messenger RNA. Lineage: Eukaryota; Fungi; Glomeromycota; Glomeromycetes; Glomerales; Glomeraceae. The record is from the annotation of a GenBank genome assembly.